Molecule: messenger RNA, 1487 nt
Organism: Alosa sapidissima (American shad)
Lineage: Eukaryota; Metazoa; Chordata; Actinopteri; Clupeiformes; Clupeidae
Exons: 8
Coding region: 282-1199 (305 amino acids)
Source: RefSeq, a predicted model, not a curated record
UUGAAGGAUGAACAGCGGCUCUUUAAGGCGUGAAUCAUGAACAGUCACAAACUCAUGAGGAUAUUUCAGAAAAUGAGUGUAUGUUAAAGGAGAUGUGAAAAAAGCCGAGCAACCACCAGACGCAUAGACCAAAUAGAUGUGGAUAUCCCCUCGAGCCGUGCGAUGCGGUCCCAGUCGCAUCCCCUUUUGACAUGAGGUGUGUCUGCGAGGGAGUAAUGAUGAUCCAAAAUAAAGGAAGAAGAGGGUUUGUUACUAAAUAAUCUAACCACGAAGGGACCACAAUGAGCAGCUCUUGUAAACGAGACAACGAACAGAGGAAGAGAUUACAGCACUUUCAAUCUGACCUCGCAAUUCUGGGAUCUUUACAGGGCUUUCGGUAUUUCCAGCCUUGGCUGAGAGGGAGAGAGGAGCUGCUGCUGACAAUAGUUAAUGAGGAUCAGGGCUGGCAGUCUCCUGGCUUCCUGGUGUCAGCGGCCUCCUCCUCCCUCAGCAGCUGCAGCUCCAGCAGCUACAGCUUUGGCAGCGGCUACGACAGCUCGCCCCUGCCUGGAGAGAAGCCUCCCCUGGCCGCCAGACCCCACCACCAGCUCCAUCAGCAGCAACACCAGCCGCAGCACCAGCCACAGCUGCAGGAGGAGCUACAGCAGGCUAGCAGGAGCAGCGAGUCCCAUCUCCUUCCUGCCUCGCCCAGUGAGAGAGAGAUCGCUGUGCCUGAAAUGAACUGCACUCUGUUUCUGUUGGCUGGUUACGCCAAAUACGGCCGUCCAUACGCCUGGAUUCGGUCUAAUCACGAACGGCUGGUCAACAUCGGGGGAACCGACUCGCUGGUCAAAGACACACCCAUGAAACUGAAAUCAGUCACAGACUGGUCAUCACAAGAUAUCCAUGUUUGGGACGUGGUGAGUGAGCUGGUGGGCCUGUGCACCAUGCCGCCACCCGACAAUCCUUUCUCCCUGGACACACGCUACCUCCAAACCCUCCCCCUUCCUGACCGCCUCUUCGUAACUGGGGCCCUGAUCAGCUUUCUGGAAAGCCUGGUGGUACAGGGCAACCAGGAGGAAGUGUACUAUGACAUGGUUGUGCAGGAAAUGAAGUGGCUGAGACAUCUUCACGUAAACAGCCUGUCUGACGUGCUCCAACUUCGGGGAAAUGUCAAGCGCAGCCCUCAUGCACCAGAGGACUCUGCUGAGGAGAUGUAACGGUGACACCCUGAGGCUUCCCUGCCUUUCUUUCGCCUCUUACAAACAUAAAUAUGUCUUGUAGGGUGGCACUACACAGCACCCUGACUGAGCAUGUCGGUGUGCUUUACAUAUGUAUGAUUUCCUGGAAAAUGUAGGAAACAAUUCUGUACUGUACUCUCUAAAUGUUGGAUAGUGUUGGUGAAAUGGUGCUAAUUAUUACUAUAUACUUGUGUGUAUUCAUCAUUUAAAAGUAUUUUGUCUCAGUGCAAUAAAGCUUUCAUUCCAUACAGGAGUGUAAAAACUGAA